AUGCAGAACGAAGAGGGUCAGAUCACAGAACUAUACGUUCGUAGGAAAUGCUCUGCUACUAACCGGAUGAUCACAUCAAAAGAUCAUGCCUCUGUGCAGCUUAACAUUGGUCAUUUAGUUUCUGAUGUCAUCUAUACUGGACAGUUCACUACCUUUGCUCUCUGGGGAUUUGUUCGUGCCCAGGGAGAUGCAGACAGUGGCGUGGACAGGCUGUGGCAGAAGAAGAAGGUCGAAGCCAAACAAACCUAA
This is a messenger RNA of Eruca vesicaria subsp. sativa (arugula), 249 nucleotides long. NCBI's taxonomy places the organism in Eukaryota, Viridiplantae, Streptophyta, Magnoliopsida, Brassicales, Brassicaceae. The record is from the annotation of a GenBank genome assembly.